UAUUGGCCAGUUGAGUUCCUUAGUCUGUGCCCUGGCACUCGGCCACCAUGUGCGGGAGGAAGUCACAACCUUCGAGCAAGGGAGUCUUCCCUGCCCUAGACUAGGCUAGAGCAUUCCCAGUUAGCUCAGUUCUCUUCCUUGGUCACUUUUCCACAGGAAAACCUUGGAAAGAUAGCGGUGUGUUUGGCUGGUAUAGUAUUUCACCGCCGCUUCGCCUGGGAAGCAACGAACUCAAUGCCGAUCGAGAACGUGUUCGAUGAGACAAAUACUUCGCGGGAGAUGGUCGAGCGACCAAGGGACGACGUCUCAUCGACAUUGUAACGCGGACGAAGAUAACCCAGUACGAACUGCAACCUGUCCGCUGACUGCCAUUGUUGCCCAGUCUACGCGGAAUUUUCGGCGACAAAAUUAAUGUUGUAUUGCUCCAAGGUCAGAGGACGACGAAACAGCACCCACGCCCGUGUGUUGACCCAGCCGGCAACUGCUUGGCUGGGUGCGGAUCGGUUGGCCUGAGGCAACGGCAUGGCUCUAUUCCCAGUGGGAGUAGCCGGGCCACUGGCCAAGGUCCGCUUCAGUGGGUUUGAGGCAACAGCGAAGGACAUCCCGUACGGAAACCUCUUCAACUACUGGUUUGUCGACGGGCCUCGUUUCAACUGGCGGGGUAUGAAUGACGCGGCGUGGUACUUUGCGGAGCGUGGCGGCAUCAACGCCGACCCAAAGCGAGUGUUCUGGGUGAACUACGGCUACAAGGCCAUUGUGGUGAACGACUAUGUAGCACUGGAGAAUCUGCUGUCGGGUGUUGCGUAUGUUGGCAGUGGAGGGGUACCGGACACUCCGUUAGUUGAUGGCCAAGAGGUACUCAACACCGCAGUGGCACGACUACUGCUUGAAAGAGAGGCAGCCAUUGGUGCCUGCCCAAUUGAUAUGGCGUUCUUCAAGACGACGCGUGCACCUCUGAACUACCUCAACAACUCGGAUCAUGACCAGCUCAAGUCGUACUUCUGUUACAGGACGCAAUCAUUGUUUGCUCAACUAGCCGAUGUCAGAUUCCCUGCAACAACUGAUAGUCAGAUACCACAGACAAUUAGAAAUUUUCUCCAUGAUAUUCCUGCAUCAAUGGUCCAAUACAGCAGUGUGGAGUAUCUGAUGAAUGUGCUGUCGGUCCAGAUCAUGAUGCAUUUGAUGGUUGCUGGAAAGACGCAGCAGCUGGACUUGUACCAGUAUUUGGCGGACCGCGUGGAGCUUGGCUCUGUGAAGUGCCCACGGUCUGGCAGCAGCUACUCUGAACCGUCAUCUUCAACACGGUCAGAGCAGGUGGACGCAAUGCGGCAAGUGCGAACGCUCGUCUCCGCCAUGUGGAAGGACGACAUCCUGACGACUUCACCCAUUCAGCUCGAUUUGGAAAUGGGGCAAGAUGGAAUACUAGAGGAAGUGAUUACGCAACUUGCCUACAUCCUGACACACCACGUUGUCAUUCCGUUACGCUCUGUUCUGACGAAUAUCGUAGCUCGGUUCUAUCUCGACAGCGCAAUGCAGCGACAGGUUGCCAAAGAUGUCAAGGAUGUUGCGGAAGCAUCGACCGAUGGCUGGCUAACUGUGGCUGACAUACUCAACAAUCACACCACAUCUGCCCGCGUUGCUGUGGUGGAUGAGGUUCUUCGCGUACAUCCGCCUCAGCAGUUGAUCUUCUUCCGAGCACUAGAGACUUUCUACCUGCCCUCGAGUGAUGGCUACUACAAAGUGACUAAAGGUGAUCGCCUUAUUGGCAACUUGCACUCAGCACAGAGAGACAACGCCACGUUCGGUAUUCCAUCGUCCAAGCAUGCAACACACAGACCACGCUGUGACGAGUUUGACAUCACAAGGUUCAUGGAUAACAGCGCACAUGUACCGCUGUUCAAAAGGCUACUCGUGUUCGGAGGGAACUAUACCAGCGUGACCAAGGGCCGCGACACGGAUCACUACUGCCCAGCUGUUGAUUUCGUGCGUUCAACAGCCAAGCUCUUUGCUAGUCAGUUGUCACAGUGCUCCUAUUCACUGAAGACCAAGCCGUACUGGUCUGGAUACCGAGCAGAGGGCUUGCCGGACAGAUCGCCAGAGUUCGAAUCGUUCCAGUUUACAGGACUGUUCGUCACCUAUUCAGAGACACUCGUAGCAGAGACGGAGCCUGAGCCCGUGUUUGGGACUGAGCCUGUGUUGGGGACUGAGCCUGUGUUUGCGAAUAGGAUACCUGCAGUGUGGACAGGUAUUGAGCAGCCGUACGAUGAGCGAGCUCGCAUCCUGCUAGAGCUUCUUGAGCUGCAGGAUGUAGAGCUCACCAGAAAGGAGCAGAGUGCGGAGGACAAGAAGAAAGACAAAGAGGAUGUCUUGCUUGCUAAAGCCCAGCGUGAUGUUGCCAGGAAAUGUUUGCUUGUGCUACUUCUCAUCCAGUUGACUUCUUAUUAUGACUUUGAAGCAAUGAAGAAUCACAGAGCAGUGAAGAAUCACAGAGCAAUGAAGAAUCACAGAGCAGUGAAGAGGAAGAACAUGACGACAAGGUGA
Molecule: messenger RNA, 2541 nt
Organism: Sycon ciliatum
Lineage: Eukaryota; Metazoa; Porifera; Calcarea; Leucosolenida; Sycettidae
Exons: 14
Coding region: 523-2541 (672 amino acids)
Molecular function (GO): monooxygenase activity; iron ion binding; heme binding
Source: RefSeq, a predicted model, not a curated record